UUGUAAAUGAGCCUUAGUUAGCUCAACACUCGCGAUAAAACAUUCGAGUGUAUACUGGUAAAUUGGCAAAGUCGGUUACCUUAAUAAGUACUUACACAGUUCAGUUGAAUAUGAGAAAUGAAGCUAUUUGGAUUACUAUUUAUCAUGUUUUGUUCUACUUGGACAGGUUCAACCGAUAUUUAUCAAUCGAUUGAUUGCCCAUGUGACUAUAAUACAAUCAUUAACUCAUCGGAUUUAAAAUGUUUACGAGUUAUUUAUAUCGAUGGAAAAGAAUUGAAGUCAGCAAAAAAGUGCAUAGAUGCCUCAAUCGAUGAAAAUGCUUGUGAUAACUAUAAAGAGAAAUAUUCACAAAUAAUUUUCUGCAGCUUUCUUACUAAAACCAAAACUAAGAGAAAUAUCCAUCUGCAACACCCCAUUUUGCCGGAAAUAAUAAAUAAUUUCAUCACUAACGAAUCCACGGAUACCGAAGAACCAUCAACAACAACAAUCGGGUCCACUACUGAUGAAACUACGGUAACCGAAGAACCAUCAACAACAACAAUCGGCUCCACCACUGAUGAAACCAUUGUCACUGAAGAACCAUCAACAACUCCAGAUGAAUCAACUACUGAUGAAACUACAGUAACCGAAGAACCAUCAACAACAACCAUCGGCUCCACCACUGAUGAAACCACUGUCACUGAAGAACCAUCAACAAUUCCAGGUGGAUCCACUACUGAUGAAACUACGGUAACCGAAGAACCAUCAACAACAACAAUCGGCUCCACCACUGAUGAAACCACUGUCACUGAAGAACCAUCAACAACUCCAGGUGAAUCAACUACUGAUGAAACUACGGUAACCGAAGAACCUUCAACAACAACAAUCGGCUCAACCACUGAUGAAACCACUGGCACUGAAGAAUCAUCAACAAGUCCAGGUGAAUCAACUACUGGUGAAACUACGGAGACCGAAGAACCUUCAACAACAACAAUCGGCUCCACCACUGAUGAAACCACUGUCACUGAAGAACCAUCAACAACUCCAGGUGAAUCAACUACUGGUGAAACUACAGUAACCGAAGAACCUUCAACAACUCCAGGUGAAUCCACUACUGAUGAAACUACGGUAACCGAAGAACCAUCAACAACAACAAUCGGCUCCACCACUGAUAAAACCACAGUCACUGAAGAACCAUCAACAAUUCCAGGUGAAUCAACUACUGAUCAAACUACGGUAACCGAAGAACCAUCAACAACUCCAGGUGAAUCCACUACUGAUCAAACUACAGUAACAAUCACAACAACAGCAAUCGGCUCCACCACUGAUGAAACCACUGUCGCUGAAGAACCAUCAACAACUCCAGGUGAAUCAACUACUGUUGAAACUACGGUAACCGAAAAACCAUCAACCACAACAAUCGGGUCCACCACUGACGAAACCACGGUUACCAAGAAACCAUCAACAACACCGCGUGACACCACCACUGAUGAAACCACAGUUACCAAGGAAACAUCAACAACACCGCGUGACACCACCACUGAUGAAACCACAGUUACCAAGGAAACAUCAACAACACCGCGUGACACCACCACUGAUAAAACCACAGUUACCAAAGUGCCGUCAACAACACCAAGCGGGUCUACUUCAAGCAAAUCCACAGAGACGACAGAGACCGCAACAACGCCUGGUGAAACUACUGCUACAAUUACCAAUCCUGUUGUUACGACUCCUACCGAAGCUACACCACAAAGUAGUCCAAAAACAUCUACUAGUGCGCCGUCGAGUACCAGUGCAGCCACUACUUCGGCAGGAAGUCGUCCUCCUAGAACAACCGCGUUGCCAUCCAAUGACGUAGGAAGUGUUGUACCAAAUAUAUUUACAAUUUUCGGUUGUGCUGUUAUUGUAUUUUUGAAAUUCGCGUAGGUUAAUCUUAAUGGUGAGUUAUUUUAGGAACUCUAAGGAUUGUGAUAUUAAAAUAAGCUGGCCAGGUACAUAGGUAGCAAACAACGGAACCGUUGAAAUUUGCCAGUUACAAUUAACUUUUUUGUCCCAUUAAAGCGUUUCCGCAUUUAAGGGAAACUCACUGCAUAAUUUUCAUCAGCUUAGUUUUAGUUUUGGGUUGCUUAAAGCAAUUGAAUGAAAAUUAAUUUUUAAUGAUGAAAUUUUAUUCUAAUUUUGAUUGCUUUUUAUAUUUAUUUAUUUAUCUGUUGUAUGCGAUAUUGCUUUCAGAAUUUCCUGCUAUAACAUUUCUACUAACCCUUAAUUGAGUGGACCAGUGCGUCUUUAUAUUUGAGAGUAUUUUCAACAGAAAAUAUUGUACCGUGGAUGGCCGAGUAUUAAACUCUUUCUUCAGCU
Dendroctonus ponderosae (mountain pine beetle) is the source of this 2337-nucleotide messenger RNA. Its product is annotated as flocculation protein FLO11-like. The record is from RefSeq and is a predicted model, not a curated record. Lineage: Eukaryota; Metazoa; Arthropoda; Insecta; Coleoptera; Curculionidae. The transcript is spliced from 4 exons. The coding region runs from base 118 to 1905 and encodes 595 amino acids.